Messenger RNA from Racocetra persica, 918 nucleotides. NCBI's taxonomy places the organism in Eukaryota, Fungi, Glomeromycota, Glomeromycetes, Diversisporales, Gigasporaceae. The record is from the annotation of a GenBank genome assembly.
AUGUCCACUCUUCGAUCACAAGAGCAAAAACGUAAAACUGUAUUUAAAGCAGUAUUAAAUUCUCCCUAUACGGUAAAAUGGCCUGAAGUUUCUUUGGAAGAUCAACAAAUUAUACUGGAAGAGCUCUGCGACCUUUUGUCAGCUGUAGGCGAUUACAAGCGGAAAAAGGUUACAUACAGGAGAAAUCUCAGAUUAAACCGUCGUAAAGGUGUGACAAUUGAUGAUGAAACAGUAACAUCUAGCAAAUCGAUUGCCUUACCACCUCCUCCACCAAUCUUAUCACACAUCGUAAUUGGAAUUAACGAUGUAACAAGACACCUUGAACAAACUAUUAGUCCUAACAUUAAAACAAAUUUUAAACGCAAAUAUGCGCAAGGGUUUUUGGAUCCAUUAAUCUCAACAAAUACUAAUAAUCAACUCACGAAUCCUUCGCCCAUUGUAAUACAAAAUGAACAUUUAACAUCUCUACGAAUGAUUUUUGUUUGUAAAGCUGAUAUAUCACCACCUCAUUUAUGUGCGCAUCUGCCAAUCAUGUCUUCCAUAGCUAGAGAUGUAUUACUUGUUCCAUUACCCUCGGGAGCUGAGGAAUUGAUUAGUAACAAACUUGGUAUAAGGAGAGCGUCGUGUAUUGGUGUAAAGAUAAAAACGCCUGAAUUUGAUGGAAUCUAUAAAUUGGCCAAGGACAAAGUAGGUCCUGUUAACGCUCCAUGGUUGGUCCCGUUCAAAUCAGAAUUUUCAAAAAAGCGAAAAGGUAUUGAGGAAGAUGAAAUUAUACCAUCGGCUAGUAUAGCUGAUGAUUUUAUGAAGACAGCUUGUAAUGAAUAUGUGCCAACUCAAAUUAAACAACUUAUAACAUCCGCCCCAGUAAAGUCCAAGAUGAAGCAAAAAAAAAAUAAAGGGACAAACAAAAGCUACUGA